GAGUUUAUUUCACCUGUCGUUACAAUAACAACGUGCAAAACAAGAGACGCUCGUCGAACAACAAAACGACAUUAACCUAUAAACUUUUCUCUCAAAGCUACGCGCGCUAACGAAUGUGUGCAGUUUCGAUUAAAAGUUCUCUCGAAAUAAGGUGCAGCUUUUAAUAAUAGAACACGAGCAGCCAUUACUUCGAUUCACCCUUGGUACACGCAGCAGCAAAAACAAGCAAGCGCGCAGCAAAGCGAAUACAAACUCGAUUUUAUUCGCUCGCGAGCCACCGGUUACGUUAAACUACAAGCGCACACCGUGAAGAAGAAGAAGAAGAAGAAGAAGCGAAAAGGUUAUUACUCUCUGACGCCUCGCAGCCCUCGAUACAUGAGCGAUACUGGAUCUUUCAGAACGAGAACUGGCAUCGGCGCCGGCAGCACAUUCGGAAGGAAUGCAUCGACCGGAAGCAGUUACAGUAAUUACAGAAACAGCUACACAGGCCUCGGCUCGGCCUCCGUAAAAACAGCAGCGACGAAAGAGAGAAGCAUUGGCAGCUCCUACGGCACGAAUUUCUCGAAAAAAGAUGGAGAUAAGGUCGAAGAGAAACCCUCCUAUAAAUAUUCCUGCACCAAAAAUUCGGAAAAAGAUAGAGCGACCCCAACGAAAAUCUCGAAAGAAGACACUCGUACCCGCAGUCGUUCCUCCAACGCUGGUCCCACGUCCAUUCUCGAGAAGUACACGCUGGGCAGCAGAUCCAGCCACAGUACCGAGCGUCCCUCCUCGGUGUUGGAUCGGUAUAGGACUGGCAGCGCUUCUCGCGAAGUCAGCCGGGAGCCCGACAGUCUGUCUUCCAGAUACGGCGGAACCACCUCGUACUCCGAGUCCAGCCGCAGCUACGGCAGCGACAAGAAGGACAAGGAGCCGACUUACAGAACUGGACUGAGACCACCUGCGCGAGAGCCCAGCCCCGAAGUCGGCAUCAAGGCACCGGGCUAUCGCGUGUACUCGAGGACCCCGACCUUUGGAAAAAGCACCAGCACAUCCGAGUCCCUGUCAACUCCACUGUCCACGCGCUACAGCAACGGCUCCGCAUCGAACGGCACGACCAGCGGCCGCUACUCGCUCUCCACGUCCCGCGCUAAUCCCGAGCACGUAACCGCCAGCAUCGGUUACACGACUGCUGAGAGGUUCCGCAGUCCCACUGUCAAAUCCACACCCUCUUCCGUUCCCGAGGAUGUUCCCAGCAAGCCCCUCGAGACACCGGUGAUGACGGAAGCCCAGCCGGUAAACGGAAGCCGACAAACGAACACUACCGAUCACGAGCACGCCGACAACGGUAACGACAACUCGACGAGCAGUGCCGCGGAGGAGAGUCACACCGAAGACGAAGUCGUCGUCGUCACAGUCGUCACGAGGGGAACUUCGCCCACGCCUCCUCCGGCGUUGACAGCGUACACCCGCACGAAGAGGCUGGAGCCCGCUCCGAAACCCGUGCGAAAGGAGGUAAAGAAGUCGGAGAUCGGCAAGGUGGAAACGCGGGAGCAAGAACAGCAAGUCGACCGCAGCAGCGUCGAGGCGGAGUCGCCGCCGUCGAGGUACAGCUCCAGGUACAGCAGCGGUGCGAGUUCGAGGGUACCCGCGACACCCUGGGUCUCGUCCUACCUCGACAAGUACGGCGCCAACUCCUGCAGCACCAGUACUUCGAACUCGUGCACGCCGCGGACCAGCUACGCCGGGUCGAGUCCCAGACGAGUCACCGGCUCCUACGGCUACAACUCCCGGUCUCGGAGCGACGACAGCAGCAGCGCCUACGCCUCCAAGGACAGCUCGACCAGGUCCACGUCCAGCAGUCUGUCCGAGCCGCAGAGCAGGCCGAGCUCGAGUCAGAGGAGGUUGGCACAGCGGACCGGCAGCGAGGACCGGUCGAGAUCGGACGCGAGUCAAGCCUCGUCGCGCAUCGUCGAGGGCCAGGACCACGGCCAAGGCUCGCGUCGGGAGUCUUCGAGCCGCGCGUCGGACGGCGGCAGCGGCCACAACUCGCCGGGACCGAGCAGACCCGGCAGCGUCACGCGCAGCGGUUCUCUGAAGUCGCGUCAUCUGACGUCGCCGGGCGCCGACUCGGCGGCCACCUCCGCUUCCUCGGCUGUCAGCCUGCCAACUGGCUGUAGCGCCGGCCGAUCUAGCGGCAAAGCUGCCUCCGUUGCUGCAUCGUCGACGUCCUCGGCCGGCGCUGCAGCAGCGGCAGCGUCGCCGACGAAAAUAAAGUCAGCCGCUGCCACCUCCACCGCCAGCGCGCCACCGUCGGCUUCGUCUUCGAGCAACAGCAGCAAGUGUGCCUCAGCUGCUGGAUCGUCGGCGGCGAGUAGUAGUUCGCGUCAGGCCAUGUCGCCGGACGCACGCGACCGCAAGCCGCCGGUUCCCAAGUCCGAGAUGGUCGGGAAGAGCAGCGCCGGUGGGCCCGGGCCCGUCAAGUACGUCAACAAGGACUUCCGCAAGUCGGCCCUCAACAUGGAGAACGGCGACCCCUCGCGCUCCCAGAUCUGCGAGAGGAAGCUGCACAAGAAGUGCCAGCGGAGCGUGUCGGUCAGCUCGCAGGACUCGCAGUCCGAGGCGAACUCCGAGUCGGCGGGGACGCAACAGGUGGCCUCCUCCGGCUCGUCCGGCUCGAUCAGGUCCAGCAAGUCCAAGUCCAAGACUCCGACACCCGAGUCGGCCUCGGCGCGCAAGCCGGAGCUACGCAAGAGCAGCUCCAAGUCGCCCUGCAACCACAACGGCCAGAACGGACGCAUCUCGAGGACCAUGUCGGUGUCGACGUCGGAGUGCAGCACGGAGAACAGCUCCUCGGAGUCGUCCGAAAGCGAGGAGGACGAGGAAAACGCUCAGCCGGAAUCCCGGAGAGCAGGAGCCCGGCGAAGACGAACCUCGGACUCUCCGUUCGCCGAGGGCAAAGGCAAGAUGAGCGCCGGCUCCUCCAGGACCAGCGUCCUCGCGUCCUCGGCCGACGAGCUGUCCGUCAACAGCGACAAACCGCCCCGACCGCCGUCCAGUCCCCGGUCCAGAAGCGACAAAUCCGGCAACAAGACCGACGAGGCAAAGUCCUUCCUCAUGCGGGCACUCGCUCCCGUGACCAAGCUCUUCAAGUCCAGCGGCAAGCAGGAGAGCGGCGCCGACAUCAGAAACGGCGGCUGGGUGGAAGCCUGCAGCGAGGAGAACUCGGACGGCAAGAGGAACUCCAAGUCAACGCAAAGCCUCAGCAAGAGCCGCAGCUUCGCGAACGGCGUGGAGAAGAGUGGAGGCGAGCAGGGCAGGACGAGGACGAGGCAGCAGUCGUCGGGCGAGAAACCCUGGUGGCUGGACCCGAACUCGGACAACGUGCCGGACGGCGUGGAGCGGAACCCCAGCAGGAACGACGACGUCAGUCAAGACACGACCAUCAGCACCGUGCUUCCGGAUGACGGUAAAUUCAAGUUCAACGUGUGGCGCCAGGAUUCGGAAGAGCGCUCCUGGUGGCUGGAUGACAACGACAACAACAUCCUCUUGGACGAGCAGCAGAAUUCGCUGAAAGAGCCACCUCCACCUUCGCCGCCCAACAGCAACGGCAGCCUCAGUCGCAAGGGUUCGACUAGGAGCGCGCGAUCGAGUCCGCGGCAAAGUCGCGCCAACCGAUUGCGCCACCAGCAGUCAGGAGAACGCGCCUGGUGGCUCAGCGAUGAUCCGGACGUUGUACCCGAAGGUGUCGAGGUCAUCCCCGUCUCGCCGGCGGUGAGUCGCCGGACCACGACGACUGAGUCGAGCAGCGAUGGCAGACCAAUCGGUAACAGAAUCAGACACAUCGAGAGUGGAGAGCGACCCUGGUGGCUGGACAGCUCGUCGAAUAUACCCGAGGGUGUGCAGGAGAUUCAUACUGAGGCUAGCAAUAGCAACUCGGAUUCCUCCGAGUCCUUCGACAAGGUGGAGAUCGGGAUUCUGGUGUCGGAGAAAGAUGACAGCGGUAGGGGAAUCGGCUUCUCGAGGUUCCCGCUCGAGGAUGAGCCGCUUGGAGAUCGGGCGAGUCCGGAGGGGAUUGAAAAUCCACCAGAUCCUCCGGACAAUUAUGGCGGUCGCAUGCCACCCUACGACAAUGUCACAAACGUACGCCAAACACCACCGAGACGAUCGGCGCCGCGCAAACGACCAGCUAAUUUACCACUUUUCAUCGGUAACAGCACGAAUAUCGAUGACCUGCUUGGCGACAUAGUAGGACCUGGUCACAGCCCUAUGAUGCCGAGGAAUCAGAAGAAAUUUUCUGGAGCAGCAGCAGCAGACGAGCCAUCGGACAACAGUAGCGACGAGGAGGAGGAGGAGUGCGAGGAGAUAGACGCGGCGCAGGUGAUCAUUCACGACAGCACUCCGCAGACGCCCGUGAUCCAGCGGAGACUCAACAGGGACACCGACAGGCCACAGCCCGAUGGCUACAUUCCGCUCGACGACACGGCGCUCCAGCUCUAUAAGGACGGCGAUUACGGGGCUUACCUGGACCUCGAGGCAUCCAUCAGCGAGCAGCAGGAGGAAUUCGAGGGUUUCCAGACCAACCGAAAGAACUCCAUCGUUCUCAGGACCCAGCUCUCCGUGCGAGUUCACACCAUCAUAGAAAAAUUGCUGAACAGCGAGGGCCGCGAGCUGCGACGAGCUCUCUUCUCCCUCAAGCAGAUCUUUCAGGAGGACAAGGACCUGGUGCAUGAGUUCGUGCAGAAUGACGGACUAGCCUGUCUCAUCAAGGUCGGCAGCGAGGCCGACCAGAAUUACCAAAAUUACAUACUUCGCGCCCUCGGUCAGGUGAUGCUCUACGUGGAUGGGAUGAACGGCGUGAUGGAGCACGGCCAGACCGUGCAGUGGCUGUACACCUUGAUAGCCAGUCGUUUCCGGCUGGUGGUCAAGACGGCGCUGAAGCUGCUGCUCGUGUUUGUCGAGUACGUGGAGACCAACAGUCUGCUGCUGGUGCGAGCCAUCCGCUCGGUGGACACGUCGCGCGGCAUGAUACCCUGGACGAACGUGAUGAAGCUGCUGAAGGACUACGACGCCGCGGACACGGAGCUGCUCAUCUACGCGACGACGCUCGUCAACAAGUGUCUCAACGGCAUCCCCGACCAGGACACCUACUACGAUCAGGUGGACUGCCUCGAGGAGCAGGGCAUCGAGGGCAUCAUCCAGAGAUACAUGAGCAAGCAGGGCACCGAUCUGGAUCUGCUCAGGCAGUUCCAGAUUUACGAGGCGGUACUGCACCACGAGGACGGCAACGACCGGGACUCGCCGAUUAGACAGCUCGACGACAACAUCAGAAAAACGCUACGCAACCGCAAAUCUCUGGUGGACUCGCACGAACGUCGCAAGUCGCGGCGACACUCGACCGGAACGUCGCCCCUCUCGAUGGCUCUGAACUCCCGGCUAUGCUCCAGUCCCCGGCUGAACAAUCACAACACGACGAUCGGCCUGAACACGCUGAACAAAGGCCUGAGCAACGGCGGCGGCCUCGACAGCCAGAACUGCAUCCUCAAUUCAUCCGCGGCCAUCUCCAACGACGAGGACGACGAGUCGAGCAGCUCGCAGAGCUCGCAGGGCCUAGGCGAGGUUCAGAUGAACGGCAGCUACAAGGAGAACAAAGGAGCGCUGGACGUGGGAGUGACGCCGGCCUUGAGGCGUCGCCGCGAGCGCGCCGAGAGACAGCGGAGCUUCAUCAGGGAGCAGCAGGAGGCGACGGCCAACAUGAGGGCCUCCAUCGGACACCCCGACGAAGACAGUCCGUUCAACGGAAUUUGCUACACGAACGGGACGUCGGGCUACGAGCCGCGCACGAACGGCGUCGGCGACUCGAACAAAUUGGCGCGAGGCAACAGCCGAAAGGACCUGACACCUCUGAUGAACGCGGCGAACAAGCUCGACACCGAGGAGAAGAAGCAGCUGCAGCAGCAGACGCCCUGGUACGGCAAAAGCCCGGACGAGGGCGUCGAGUGCGACGAGGGCAACCACACGGCCGACGAGGACGAGGACCGGCGAGUUGUGCUGCAGCUCAAACGCGAGGGCACCGUCAAGGAUCUCACCCAGAAGCUCACCGCCCAGAAUCUCAUUCCCAACAGUCCCGUUGAGGAGAAAGUCUCCAGAAUAGGAGACGUAAGCGGUUUGAUCUCAAAAGCAAAGGAGGGUCUGGCCAAGUCGAAGUCGAAGGCCGACGUUCUCAAGUCGCCGACGAACGACAACUUGCCAAAACUGACUGAAGUCAAGAAGUCGGAGAACGAGCUUCACUGGGAGGAACUGGUCAACAAGCUCAAGAGGCCGCUGAAUCUCUGCGACCUGGACUUUACCGAUCUCAACUCGGACGAUGAGAUCGAUGUCCUCGGCCCUGUCAACAUUUCCAACGGUGUGCCUCCUCCUCCACCGCCCAUGGCUGCUUCGCCCGGUUCAGCAGUGGGCGCGCGAGCGCCACCACCGCCGCCACCGAGUUUCCGAGCACCGCCUCCUCUGCCUACAGUGCCGCCACCCCUGUUCGGCGUGAACCUCAAGUCGACGGCGCUGAUGACACUGAGGUCCUCGCCUACAGAUCCGCCAAAGAGUCCAGUGCCACCUCCACAGCAGCAGCCGUCCAUGAUGAACAACAAGAAGAGCAAGAAGACGGUCAAGCUUUUCUGGAAGGAGGUGCGGGACGACCCAAUCAUCUUGUCGAGGCUCGACAAAAACAAGAUGAUCUGGGACGAGCUGUCGCCCAUACCCGUCGAUACCCAGAAACUCGAGCACCUCUUCGAGAGUCGAGCCAAGGAUCUCAUCACCAAGGAGAAGCAGCAAGAAAUGAACAAAAACAAGGAAAUUAUCGUGCUCGAUCACAAGCGUUCGAACGCCAUCAAUAUCGGUAUGACGAAAUUGCCGCCUCCGAGGUCCAUCAAAACGGCCAUCUUGAAAAUGGACGCUACCAUUAUGAACCGAGAAGGCAUCGAGAAAUUGUUGACAAUGUUACCAACCGAGGAGGAAAGAUCCAGGAUACAAGAGGCGCAGGCCGCCAAUCCCGAUCUUCCUUUGGGAUCAGCCGAGCAGUUUCUCCUAACUUUGGCAUCGAUUUCCGAGCUUCCAGCCAGAUUGAAACUCUGGGCUUUCAAGCUUGACUUUGAAAAUUCGGAAAAGGAAAUUGCGGAUCCUUUGAUGGAUCUGAAGCAGGGAAUGGAGACCUUGCGAGUGAAUAAGACCUUCCGCGGCAUUCUGAGCACGCUCCUCUCGAUCGGGAUAUUCCUCAACGGAAAUGAGGUAAAGGGAUUUCAGUUGGAAUACCUGGCUAAGGUGCCCGAAGUAAAGGACACCGUGCACAAGCACUCGCUGCUCCACCAUCUCUGUCACAUGGUUAUGGAGAAAUUUCCCGAUUCCACGGAUUUAUAUUCAGAGAUCGGGGCUGUGACUAGGGCAUCGAAGAUCGACUUCGACGAGUUGGCAUCGAACAUAGGCAAGCUCGAGAGCGAGUGCAAGGCGUCCUGGGAUCAUUUGAAGCUGAUUACGAAGCAUGACGGCUCGACGAUGAUGAAGGUCAAAAUGUCGGAAUUUUUGGCCGAUUGUGCCGAGCGAAUAAUCGUCCUGAGCAUCGUACACCGGCGCAUAAUUAAUCGCUUCCACAAAUUCAUCCUCUGGCUGGGUAUCCCUCUCCAUCGAGUCCAGGAUACAAAGCCCAACGAGUUCUGUCGCAUCGUUUCCGAAUUCGCUCUGGAAUACAGGACGACGCGCGAACGUGUUAUACAGCAGCUCGAGAAGAAGGCCAAUCAUCGCGAGAGAAAUAAGACCAGAGGAAAGAUGAUAACAGAGGUCGGCAAAUUCAGAACGAAGGAGGAUCGGGCGGACGCGGAACUCAGGCAAUUACUGGGAAGCGAUAUCUCCGACGUCGAGAGCAUCCACGGCACGCUGCCGUGGAGGAGGCAGCGCAAGGACGGACGAACGUCGCUUGGUCCACUGCUGCGAGACGAGCACACAAACGGCAACCUGACGGACGGCGACGACGAGCUGCUGGAGUCGCUGGUGAAGACGGCCACGAAGACGCCUGCGACACGAACGACGCCGAGGGAGCGCAAGCGCACGCGACACGCCGAUCGUAAGUCUUUGCGUAGAACACUGAAGAACGGUCUCUCGGAAGAGGAGAAGAAACACAUCGCUGCCUAUAUCAAGGGCUACUGACUGUGAUAAACAAAGCAAACAAGAGGAAGAAAACAAGGAUUUUUGUGACGAUCGAAGAAGACACUGCCCUCGUGAGGCAGAUUUCCGCAUCUUCUCCCUCUCCUCAUGCCGAAGCAGCAAACAGCGCCGUCGUCGUCGUCGUCGGUGGUAUCCGAAAAAUCGUCGAGGAAGAUGCUCGAGAAUCCGAACAAGUGGCAGACCCCUUCUGGAGAUCCGCGAGCAUUUUCUCCCCACUAUAUAAUACUGCGCGUAUUUUAAUCGAGUAUCUCGAUACCUGCGCGUCCUCUUUUUGCCCUUCUUUUGUUAUUGUUGUUUAUCCCUCCCCCUUCUUUGUUUCCUCCGAUGCUGCGCGUUACCGUGUUUACUUUCUGCGUAUAUAUACU
Molecule: messenger RNA, 8552 nt
Organism: Nasonia vitripennis (jewel wasp)
Lineage: Eukaryota; Metazoa; Arthropoda; Insecta; Hymenoptera; Pteromalidae
Gene: Fhos
Exons: 28
Coding region: 376-8169 (2597 amino acids)
Biological process (GO): actin filament network formation; cortical actin cytoskeleton organization
Cellular component (GO): cytoskeleton; cytoplasm
Molecular function (GO): actin filament binding
Source: RefSeq, a predicted model, not a curated record